UAAUGUCAUCAAAGGAUGACCGGUUUACUGGUAAUGCCAGUGCGCUGUCAAGAAAGCCAAAGUGCGGCAAACGGAAACGAGGGUCCGACGAAGCUCUGGACGAACAGUCGGAUGUAGCAGGCAAAGAAGAUGAUGUAACCACCACAAGAGGCGAACCCGUCUCUCAAUAUGGAAAGCAACCCAAGGCCGCAGUUGAACGGCCGGCGGCCUUCACGGAUCUUGAAAAGACACACCGGGCCGUCAACGUGGUCGUCACCUUCUGCGGGACCCGAAAGCAUCUUGCCACGACUUUCGACACAAUCAAGUCUUCAGUCGAAUCCCAUACGGGGAAACCAUUAACUGUGGAAGACGUGGCGGCUAUUGCUGCAAUCAGACCGGAAGGGCUCAGGUUUGCAUAUGUCGACGAAGUCAUACUCCAGACGGACAUCAGGGGCGGCGAGCGCGAUGAAAUCUUCAAGUCCGGCAGGCCCAAGAGCCUACGUGCACAAGGUCCCGCCCCAGACGCUUCGAUAGGGGGAGUAUCGGGGCUGGAAAGCCUGGACCGCCACCCCGACGAGCAAGUCGAGAGUGGGAAGGAGGUGCUCUUCAUCGAGUUCAUCGAUGGCGACUUGAAACGUCAGGUUCCGGACAGGAAGACGGGUGAACCUACAAAGCCGAACCGGAAGCUGAGGGAAGAAACUCUGAGAAUGCCGGUGUACAGUCAGAAGCAAAUGCUGCAGUUGAUUGAGAGACGGAACCAGAAGUUCGCGAACAGUAUCAAUCUGUUUCUCAAUCGCUGUCUGUCGAACAACUUGGAUCCCGGCGAGACCCUGCGACGUGAAGCUGAAGCCUAUAUUCCCGUCCCUUCGGUUCCCGAGAAUUUCUCUCAUGGCCCGGAGCUCGGCACGCUUCCCGAGACGAUCCCAUCCGAACGGAAAAGCAUACCGGAGAUAGUGCAGGAGCUCAAAGACAGCCCCUGGUAUACAGGUCAGAUCGUCCCCGACGGUCACAGGGUUUUCGAAGCCCAAGAGGCGGCCAUUGGAUACCUGGAUUUUCUCCUUAGCCAAGACCUCGUCAAUGCUUUGUACAAUGCGAAAGGCAUCGCCCAGUUCUAUGCACAUCAGGCCGAUGCCCUUAAUAGUCUCCAUCAGGGAAAGCAUGUGGUAGUGUCAACUUCUACAAGCUCCGGGAAGUCGCUGAUCUACCAACUUCCCGUCCUCUACGCCCUCGAACGUGAUCUCAACACCAGAGCAAUGUAUAUCUUCCCCACGAAGGCACUGGCACAGGACCAGAAGAGGAGCUUAAAAGACAUGAUGGCGUACAUGCCAGGGAUGGAAGAACUUCUCGUGGAGACAUUCGACGGCGACACACCCAUGGCCGAGCGCAACACCAUACGGGAACAAGCCAGGGUCAUUUUCACCAAUCCGGACAUGCUACACAUUACGAUUCUACCUCAGGAGGAACGAUGGAGAACCUUUCUGCAGAAUCUGAAGUAUGUGGUCGUUGAUGAGUUGCAUUACUACAAUGGAUUGAUAGGAUCACAUAUGGCCUUCAUCAUGAGACGACUGAGACGUAUUUGCGCCGCCGUGGGAAACCGACACGUCCAGUUCGUUUCCUGCUCGGCCACAGUUGCCAACCCCGAGGAGCACUUUAGGACUGUAUUCGGCAUUGGCAACGUCCGGCUAAUCGACUUUGACGGGUCCCCUUCGGGCCGCAAGGAGUUUCUGUGCUGGAACACCCCCUAUCGGGACCCGGGAGAUCCGGCCAGUGGACGCGGAGACGCCAUGUUCGAGUGCGCCCGGUUGUUCUGCCAGCUUGUUCUCCGUGGCGUCCGCACCAUUGCCUUCUGUCGCGUCCGUGAACAAUGCGAGAGACUUGUCAACGCUGUCAAGCAGGAACUGGAGUCGCUUGGGAGACCGGAAUGCAUGGCCCGGGUGAUGGGCUAUCGUGGGGGCUACACUGCUCAGGACCGACGUCGCAUCGAAUCGGACAUGUUCGAGGGAAAGCUGCUCGGCGUUGUGGCAACGACUGCCCUUGAACUGGGGAUCGAUAUCGGAACGCUGGAUUGUGUCCUGACCUGGGGGUUUCCCUACACGAUUGCAAACCUACGCCAGCAGAGCGGCCGGGCCGGGCGCAGAAACAAGGAUUCGCUGUCUAUUUUCGUUGGAGACAGUUUCCCGACGGACCAAUAUUACAUGCAGAAUCCGGACGAACUAUUCACGAAACCCAAUGCUGCGCUCCAGGUGGACUUGGAGAGCUUGUUGGUGCGGGAAGGGCACAUACAGUGCGCUGCCUACGAGAUGCCCAUCAACCCUGAGGAGGACGCCCAGUACUUUGGUGCUGAUCUACCCCGGGUUUGCGAUGAGCGGCUGCUCAAGGAUGUCUCUGGUUUCUACCACUGCCAUGACAGGUUUCGUCCCGUCCCUUCUCGAUUCGUCGCUAUACGUGAUGCCGAGGAGGAGCACUUUGCCAUCAUCGACAUCACACAUGGGAAGAACACCGUACUGGAGGAGCUCGAGGCGUCGAGGGCUACGUUUACGGUAUACGACGGGGCCAUCUUCUUACACCAGGGGAACAAAUAUCUUGUCCGAGACUUUCAGCCAGAUCGACGCAUCGCUCGCGUAGAGAAGGUCAACGUGGAAUGGACGACACAGCAGCGCGACUUCACAGACAUCGACCCCAUCGAGACGGAGGCCAUCAAGCGUAUCGCGGGGUCUCUCUCGAAGGCCUUCUACGGGACCAUCAAAAUACAGCAAACCGUCUUCGGGUUCUUCAAAGUAGACAAGAGGAAGCGCGUCAUCGAUGCCGUCCAGGUGGACAACCCCCCCGUUAUACGCUACGGCAAGGGGAUGUGGCUCGACGUACCGAAGCAGGCGCUCGAAAUCCUGGCGGUGCGGAGACUGCACGUGGCGGCAUCGAUCCACGCCGCGGAGCACGCCAUCCUCAGCCUGAUGCCCAACUUCGUCAUCAGCAUGCCGGGCGACGUGCGCACCGAAUGCAAAGUGGCGCUCAAGGAGUUCGCGAAGCGGGAGACGCAGAGGAAGCGGCCGGGCCGGCUGACGUUUUACGACGCCAAGGGAGGCGCCGGGGGCUCCGGGAUCAGCACGAAGGCCUUUGAGCACAUUGACCACCUCCUGAAGCAGGCCCUGACGCGGGUCGAGGCGUGUUUCUGUGAGCGAGGCUGCGUCGAGUGCGUGGCUUCCGAGAUGUGUAUGGAGUCUAACGAGGUGAUGAGCAAGGCCGGUAGUCAGGUCAUCCUGAAGAGCCUGCUGAACUUGGAUAUAGAUCUGGAAGUGCUGCCUAUGGGGCCUGAGGAGCAUAGUCCGGCGGGGAUUGAGACUGUCGUCGUGGCUCAGCCGGUGCCGCCGAGGGACCGGAGUGCUCUGCAAGGGAACAUGGAGAAGGAAGGAGAUGCUGUGAAAAGCUGA
Messenger RNA from Sodiomyces alkalinus F11, 3407 nucleotides. Its product is annotated as P-loop containing nucleoside triphosphate hydrolase protein. The annotation marks the transcript as partial. NCBI's taxonomy places the organism in Eukaryota, Fungi, Ascomycota, Sordariomycetes, Glomerellales, Plectosphaerellaceae. The record is from RefSeq and is a predicted model, not a curated record. Gene Ontology annotation, molecular function: nucleic acid binding; ATP binding. The transcript has a single exon.